AUUUCUCGUGAUUUCACUCUUCUGUCUUUGAACUCGCCUUUGCUCUCAUAGCGCAUUGAUUUUCUGGACAUCCUCUCGCCGGAAUGGUCACAGAAUCUGCUGGUGCCUCUGGCAAACUCCAGAGAGUCGCCUCGCAACCUGAAAACCCUUAUUCGGCGCUGAUUACCGAUCAAUCUAUCGCGAUCAUCCCCUCGUUCACUCUCGAGUCUGGUGUCACCCUGCACAAUGUCCCAGUGGCAUACACCACCCGUGGCAAACUCUCCCCGAACGGAGAUAAUGUUCUGGUGAUCUGCCAUGCCCUCAGUGGCAGCGCGGAUGUCGCGGACUGGUGGGGUCCUCUGCUCGGUGGCCCUGGUCAGGCUUUUGAUACCUCGCGUUUCUUUGUUGUUUGCCUGAACAGUCUGGGCAGUCCGUAUGGCAGUGCCAGCGCCGUGACCUACAAGGACGGAGACCCGGAAAAGGGCCUCUAUGGCCCCGAGUUUCCUCUCACCACUGUGCGGGAUGAUGUGAGGAUCCACAAGAUAGUACUGGACGACCUUGGCGUGCGGCAGAUCGCAGCGGUUGUGGGUGGCUCCAUGGGAGGUAUGCUCACCCUCGAGUACGCCUACUUCGGCAAAGAGUAUGUCCGUGCGAUCUGUCCGAUCGCCACAUCCCCUCGCCACUCGGCCUGGUGUAUCAGCUGGGGUGAAGCGCAACGUCAAAGCAUCUACAGUGACCCUAAGUAUGAGGACGGUUACUACUCGUUCGACGAUCCUCCUGCGACCGGCCUGGGUGCGGCUCGCAUGUCUGCCCUUCUCACCUACCGCAGUCGCAACUCCUUCGAGUCUCGAUUCGGCAGAAAUGUGCCCGACCCCUCGAAACGCCAGAACAUUAAUGGCACGGAGAGACAGCCGAGCCCGCCCAACGAGCACUGGGCCGUCCACAACGAUGGCCACAAGAGCAGUGGGCGCAGCUCCCCUGUGCCUCAGUCGCCCAUCCUUGCUCAGCCGGCCGAGGUCCUCUUCCAGGACCCGCAGUUUUCGGGAACCAAGACUUUCAGCAAGACUGUGGAACCCAAGGGCAACCAGAAGAAGCUUCCGACCUACUUCUCGGCCCAGUCCUACCUUCGCUACCAGGGCGAGAAGUUCGUGAAGAGGUUUGACGCCAACUGCUAUAUUGCGAUCACCCGGAAACUCGACACGCACGAUGUGUCGAGACAUCGGGCCAGUGCGGAUUCCAAGGACCCUGUCCGCGAGGCACUUGGUCAGAUCGAGCAACCUGCGCUGGUGCUGGGGAUCGAGACGGAUGGUCUGUUCACCUUUGAGGAGCAGCAGGAGAUUGCGGCUGGCAUCCCGGACUCGAGACUGAAGCGGAUAGAGAGUCCCGAGGGCCACGACGCCUUCCUCCUGCAGUUCGAGCAGGUCAACAAGUACAUCCUGGAGUUCUUCCGCGAGGUCCUGCCGGACAUCAUGUCCAAGGUCCCGGAGGGAGGCGCCGAGGCCGUGGACGGCGUGAACAAGCUAACUAAGAGCAGCACAUUCGGCGAAGCGGAGGUGGAAGACAUCACCGCCUGGUAGACUGACCUUCCCAUUAUCCAGAUCACCUUUGGCGCAUUCCUUGCAGCCUUUACACACAACACAGAUGCCUGACACCAGAAAGGGGAACGCAGUCUGGCCAUUCUCUCGGCGACGAGAGGACGCGCCGGCGGCUUCGGACCCCGCCAGGACCAGGCGCCCUGGGGGAAGUAGCGGUGCACACAUGUUUAUUGUCAUAUUUAAGCCAGUCAGAGAGAUGAGCACUUAACUGCCUCUCUCGUUUCCUAGUCACAGGUAAGGCUGUAAAGAAGCAUCCAACUGCUCUCCAUCGAUAAGCCCUUAUCGGUGUGGCUUUGCCACGCAACCACAGUCCGAGGGUGGUGGGCGACCAUUCUACAAGAGUUCGAUCGUACAUAGUAUGAUGAAGGAAUAGACAAUCAGUUUUGUU
Molecule: messenger RNA, 1962 nt
Organism: Aspergillus saccharolyticus JOP 1030-1
Lineage: Eukaryota; Fungi; Ascomycota; Eurotiomycetes; Eurotiales; Aspergillaceae
Gene: met2
Product: homoserine O-acetyltransferase
Exons: 3
Coding region: 84-1556 (490 amino acids)
Biological process (GO): L-homoserine metabolic process
Molecular function (GO): homoserine O-acetyltransferase activity
Source: RefSeq, a predicted model, not a curated record